UCCGGUGCCAUGUAUUUUCGAAGGAUAUUUUUCGCCGAAAGUUUGCGUUUUUAUGCUGGUGUAUAUCAGAAAAGUUCACAUCUGAAGCCUGCAAUAUCUGUGGUCGAUUCGGUAAAAGCUAAACUUGAGAAAAGCGCAUCGUUAACCGAUGACGAAUGGAGCACCAUUAGGUCAAACAUUUUGAAUGAGCGACGUUUCACCAGCACGAAUGUAGACAGUACGGUACUAGGACUGUGCCCUAAUCUACGAGUCGGGCAGUCCUACAUCGGUUACCUAAAAAAGCAAGGGCUAGAGUUGAAUCUGGCUAUAGUAGGAAAAUUACUUCGACUCUACCGGCUGACAGAGAGGGACUUGCUCCAACAGGACGAGGAUGAUAUUUGGAGAUUGUACUGUGAGUUACGCGAGCAGAACGCCGAUUUGGACGCAAAUACCUGCGAACACGCGAUAAAUGCGCUGACACUGACGAAACACUGGAAGCACUGCUUAGAGUUGCUGGAAAUGAUCAAGAUUAGUGGCAUCCCGGAUAGCUCGACGUACAACUUCAUCGCAACAAAGGCAUUUGUUUCCGGAGACGAAUCAAUCGGUUGGGUGAUGCUGCAGGAAAUGUGUCAGAAAAGGAGGAUUCCAUAUGAUGAAACUUUCCUGGCCUGGUUAUCGACAAGCCACGCCAACGGGCAGUCCUUUGCCGGAAAGCUAGAACGAUUGUUGCAAUUUACAAACGAUAACUCGGUGUUUCUUUCGAAGCGAAUCGGCAAAGAACUGCUAUCGCUGCCCCGGGAUUCUGGAAUCAGUGCGAGCGAAACUCGUGUGUCUGAUCACGGCAAGUGUUCCCACUGCAAGGAUACACUUUCUAGUAUCGUCGUUUCAGAGGACUCAUUUCAGCAGUUGAGGGAAAAGUUCUUAGCCGCUGUGCUCAUCAAAACCGAGAUAUUUAAUCGCACCACACCGGAGGAACUUAAUCGUUUUCAGAAGUUUCUUCGAAAAACGCUUCCUUACGACGUAGUGAUCGACGGUCUGAACGUAGCGUUCUCUUCGGGAAAUCAUAAAAAUCCUGCCCUCUAUGCCAAACAAAUAGCAGCAGUCGUUCGACAUUACGUGCAUCAGAAGAAAAGAGUUCUGGUGAUCGGGAGGCAGCAUAUGGAUAAAUGGAGGUCGAAGGACAUGAAGUACAUCCGAGAGAAUAGUUUUCUCUUUCUAACGGAAGACCUGUCUCAGGAUGAUCCGUUCCUGCUGUAUGCUGCCCUAGAGAGUGGACCAAAAACCGACUUUUUCUCUCGCGAUCUAAUGCGCAAACAUUCGUUUAUGUUGGGUGACAAUCUUGGUGCUGUAUUUAAACGGUGGCAGCAAGAGCAUCAGUAUUCAUUGCUCUCUAUUCUGCCGGACGGAAGGGUGAUGAUAAAACCCCCGUUCCAAUACGAGUUGUUUGCUCAUAAAUCCACUAGCGGGCGGUGGCACAUACCGUUGAUCGAAAGUGGACACCGAAUUCCCAAAGUAGAGAAACAAAACAGCUGGCUCUGCCUGAGAGUGGAUAAAUAAAG
Anopheles bellator is the source of this 1538-nucleotide messenger RNA. RefSeq names its product mitochondrial ribonuclease P catalytic subunit (gene mldr). The record is from RefSeq and is a predicted model, not a curated record. The transcript is spliced from 2 exons. The coding region runs from base 10 to 1536 and encodes 508 amino acids. Gene Ontology annotation, molecular function: ribonuclease P activity; protein binding. Gene Ontology annotation, cellular component: mitochondrial ribonuclease P complex; mitochondrion. NCBI's taxonomy places the organism in Eukaryota, Metazoa, Arthropoda, Insecta, Diptera, Culicidae. Gene Ontology annotation, biological process: tRNA 5'-leader removal; mitochondrial tRNA 5'-end processing.